AUGAGCGGCACCGAUGCCAUGGUGCAAAGAGGCCAGUCUUACGUGGUCGAUCCAUUUGAGCAGUACACACUCAAUGCCCCGCAGUCCCAGUAUGACCCUUCGCGUGCGGCUGCUGUGCACAACAACGUGACUGGCGAUGCGGCUACAGGUCAGGACUUUGCUACAAAUGCGCCAAUGGGCGAUUACAAUUUCCAUGUUGGAAAUGCGGCUUAUAGCCAGAGUCGCCAGCAUUUGCUGCCAAACUCAGAGAGUCAUCUGCAGAGUGACCCAUUCCUAACGCGGGAGGAAAACUCCGAUGCUGCUAUGAGAAACGGUACACUUGGAGGCACAACCGUGAACUCGGCAACUCGUGACCAGCCGUAUGGACGGGCUUUAGACCUGAACGAGAAACCACCAAAGAAGCAUCGCUCUAGCAAAUUCAAAUGGCUAAUGGCUCUUUUGGCAGCGAUCAUUGCCAUCAUUAUCAUCCUUGCUGCUGUUCUUGGCGGUGUUCUAGGAUCUCGUGCUAACGACGAUGAUGACGAUAAGAACAACCAAUCCGUGCCGAGGAGCAAAAUUGGUAGCGGCAACGUGCAAACGAAUGUGGUGGGUACGUUCCCGCAAAACGUGUUCGAUGAUGCAUCAAAAGCCGCUAGCCAAGGUAACACGGAUCCAUUGUCUUACCGUGCAACAGAUCCGUACGGUAAUCCAAUGUUCAUCGCAGAGUCUAACACUGCGGUGCCUUCAUUCGGCGAUCCGGCAGGCAAAUGUGGGAAGGAUCCCUGGAAAGCCUCAAACAACCUCAACAAUGGCCGUCCAGGUCACCCACGACUGAUUGCUCCGAAGCAUAUGUGGGACUGUUUGGAAGACCGGAUCCACAACGAUGCAUAUUUAACGGCCUGGAAUUACACGAUUAUGCAGAACGCAACUAACUACGUCGAUGAGGACCCGGUCAAGUAUGACGUCGAUGGCGGUCUUACACUGUCGGGUAUUUUGGAUGUGUCACGUAUUGUACAGCAGCGCAUCAAAGCAUGGGCGUAUGCUUGGCGCAUGACCCAUGACAAAAAAUUCAGCGACCGAGCCUACAAGGAAAUGCAAGUGGCUGCGGGCAAUACGUCACAGCCAUUUGGUGAUGGUGACAAGCGUUGGAAUCCAGAUCAUUUCCUUGAUACGGCAGAGAUGGCUUCUGCCUAUGCAUUUGCCUACGACUGGAUGUAUGAUGCGUGGAAUGAUCAGCAAAAAUCAUACAUCAUAGACUGGAUUGUUCGUUUCGGUCUUGCCCAAGGCCUUGACAUGUAUAACAAAGGAUCGGCAUGGUGGUCACAGUCAAGCAGUGGUAACGGCAACUGGAACUGUGUGUGCAACGGUGGCUUGGUUUUCAGUGCUCUGGCCAUUCAGAAUGAUGUGCAAGGAGACCUAAAGUCGACCACUGACCAGAUUCUUUCAAAAGCGCUGGACAAUGCGAAGAAUAAUUGCAUGCGUGCAGUGUAUGAGGAUGGUACUUGGUCUGAAACACCCAAUUAUUGGUACUUUGGAACUAAUGCUCAGGCUCGCAUGGUAUCUGCCCUGAUUACCGCAACUGGUUCUGAUCAAGGCCUGAUGGAUCAGAACAAGAACUGGGCUAAGACGUCCGAGUUCCACAUGUACGUGACUGGCAAUGCAGGCAUGUUUGCCUACGGCGACAACGGUCCGAACAAGUUCUCGACCACAGCCAAUCAGCUAUUCUUGUACAGCCAACUGGCUAAGCAGCCGAUGUAUGCUCUAUUCCAACGUGACCGUGCGGACGCUGCCUCCGAUCCACUUAGUAUGUUUUGGUACGACUCAACUCCUCGCGGUGGCUUCUUCAAUGGCUUGCCACUUGACCGCUUUUUUGACAAUGACCAGGGCAGCUGGGUUUCUAUGCGUAGCACGUGGACAGAUAUGUCGGGCAACUACGUCGCGAUGAAGGCAUCAAACAUGACAGGUCAUCAGACACAUGGUGAUUUGGACGCAGGUGACUUUGUCAUUGACUCUCUUGGCACUCGGUUCGUGGGUGAGUACGGUAGUGACAACUACCUGGCUAAGGAUUACUUCGCGUCUGAAGAAGAUGGAGCUACUCGUUGGAAGUACUUCCGUAAGGGCACACAAGGUCAGAACACGCUGGUUAUUGGCAAACAAAACCAAAAUUCCAGCUGCAAGCCAAAUAUUAAAUUUGAAUCUUCGAAUACAAAGCAGAACGGUGAUUUGGGCUUCACGCCUGGUGGUGAUUCCACAGUUUACACUGUCGCUGAUCUGAGCUCUUGCUACGGCAAGCAGGACAACGGCGCUGUUCAACGUGGCAUUCGAUUUGUUAAUGGCCGCCGCCAGGUUCUUGUCCAAGACGAAGUGAAAAAGCAAGAUAAAGAAAUCCAAUGGCGUGUUCAAACUAAUGCAACUGUGACGCUGUCUGAUGACAAGAAGACUGCAACACUCGAGAUCAAUAAAGUGAUUGACCCGAAUGCUUCGAUCAAACAGUUCACAGCGAGCAUUCCGCCAGUAAAGAUGAAGGCGACGAUUCUUUCACCCGAUAAUGCCCAAUUUGAAGCCGGUCCGGCUUAUGAUAAGAAGUCCAAGAUGCCUAACUAUUACUAUGGUGCCGACGCUAUUCCCAAGCAAGGGACGGACGACAAUGGACAUGCCAUUAAUCCAGAAGUCCCUGAUUUGGAAGUGACUGUGCUUUCUAUAACUUUGCCGGGCGAUGUCGACACGAACAUCCAAGUUUGGUGGCAGCCUGAGUACGCCGAAGCGAUCGAUGCGGACAAAAAUCCACCGAAGAGCGUUGCAUUGUCAGAUUGGUCGCUAACUAGUCACUAA
This is a messenger RNA of Malassezia globosa CBS 7966, 2811 nucleotides long. RefSeq lists its product as uncharacterized. Gene Ontology annotation, molecular function: lyase activity. The record is from RefSeq and is a predicted model, not a curated record. Bases 1 to 2811 code for a protein of 936 amino acids. Lineage: Eukaryota; Fungi; Basidiomycota; Malasseziomycetes; Malasseziales; Malasseziaceae. The transcript has a single exon.